AUGGGCAAAAAGAGAGUGGCUCUAAUUAUAGGAUAUAACGGAAUUGGAUACAAGGGAAGCCAGAUAAACAAAGAAGAGCACACGAUUGAAAAAACUGUGUGUGAUGAAAUAUACGGGCUGGGCUAUAUUUCAGCAAGAAAUGCCGAAAACUAUUCGAAGGUAGGGCUGCAACGGUCAUCGCGCACAGAUAAAGGAGUGCACGCUGCCAUGCUUGUGGUCUCUCUGAAAAUAGAAAUAGGUGAGAGCCGGUCCUGCAAAGAUCUUGAAGAAAAACUGAGGGAGGUGCUUCAUCCGCACAGCAUUGUGCUCCAUAGAAUUGUUGAAACCACAAAAAACUUUGAUGCAAAAGCAGGAUGCGAGUCUCGGGUGUACGAGUACUUUGUGCCUCAGAGCGCGUACACCGCAGAGGGUGAUUCUGCAGAAAACAUAUCCAGAAAAACAGAAAUAUUCACAAAAGUUCUGAAGUCGAUGGAAGGCACACACAACUUCCACAAUUUUACCGUGCAGAACCAAGAAAAAGGCCCAAACAGAUACAUCAAGGAAAUUACAGUUGAGAAACUUGUUUUUGAUGGUGUGGUGUGGCACAAGGUAGUGCUCCAUGGGCAGAGCUUCAUGAUCCACCAGAUUAGAAAAAUGAUAGGGUUUGCUGUUUUAUCAGCACAGAGAGCCAAGGAAGAAUCAGACAUAGCAAGAUAUCUCGCUUCUGUAUUUACGCCCGAAAAGAGAAACAUUCCCAAAGUGCCAGGCUCUCUUCUUCUCCUGUCCCACAGCUAUUUCAACAACUACAACCAACGGUUUGGAGAAGAGCGCGGAGUAUUGGACAACGCUGGAUGCGAUGCAUACAAAAUAGAUACUCUGUACCCGGCUGUGUGCACUAGAGAGAAUGCAGAUACCUUUAAAGAGUGGCAGGAGGUAAUUGAAAAACAUGCAGACGAAUUUUCUUAUUUGCAAUAA
Messenger RNA from Nematocida minor, 954 nucleotides. RefSeq names its product tRNA pseudouridine38-40 synthase. The transcript has a single exon. Gene Ontology annotation, molecular function: pseudouridine synthase activity; RNA binding. Lineage: Eukaryota; Fungi; Microsporidia. The record is from RefSeq and is a predicted model, not a curated record. Gene Ontology annotation, biological process: mRNA pseudouridine synthesis; tRNA pseudouridine synthesis. Gene Ontology annotation, cellular component: nucleus. Bases 1 to 954 code for a protein of 317 amino acids.